UAUGUUAAAUUGCUCAUUGGCUAAUAUGACUCUCCCGUGGCGGUGCAAUUUUCAUCACCAGAAAUUGUAAGAAGAUGGUAGAACGUUGUACGAGUCCGAUUGUGUUGCUCUGUCUCUUCUCAUUUUCUGCACUUACUCUAGCUUUUUCGCCAUGCCCCCUCACUGGGUUACCGCUGGUGAGAAAUAUCAGUGAGAUUCCUCAGGAUAACUACGGUAGGGCUGGUCUCUCUCACAUGACUGUUGCAGGUUCAUUGUUGCAUGGAAUGAAAGAGGUUGAAGUAUGGCUUCAAACAUUUUCACCAGGAACACACACCCCAAUUCAUAGACAUUCCUGUGAAGAAGUUUUCAUUGUUCUCAAAGGGAGUGGCACUCUUUAUCUUGCAUCAGAUUCACAUGGAAGAUACCCUGGAAAGCCACAGGAGCACUUCAUCUUUCCAAAUAGCACAUUUCAUAUUCCUGUUAAUGAUGCUCAUCAGCUUUGGAACACCAAUGAGCACGAGGACUUACAGGUGCUUGUCAUAAUAUCUCGUCCUCCAGUUAAAGUGUUUGUAUACGAGGACUGGUCCGUGCCUCACACUGCAGCGAAAGUGAAAUUCCCCUACUACUGGGAUGAGCAAUGUUAUCAAGAACCUCCAAAAGAUGAAUUAUGAUUUAUAGUCAUGGUUUACACAUUUUAUUACUGAGAUUUUCUAUCACUGUAAAGUAUUUUCUUAACUGAAAGUCAAAGCUAUCAAGACAGUGCCGAUUAAAAAAAAAAAGAAGCUAUCAAGACAGAUUUAUAUUGAUUAGUCUUAUAUCACUGCUUCAUUCAUAAA
Molecule: messenger RNA, 815 nt
Organism: Glycine soja
Lineage: Eukaryota; Viridiplantae; Streptophyta; Magnoliopsida; Fabales; Fabaceae
Product: auxin-binding protein T85
Exons: 5
Coding region: 75-650 (191 amino acids)
Molecular function (GO): auxin binding
Source: RefSeq, a predicted model, not a curated record